Molecule: messenger RNA, 687 nt
Organism: Lactuca virosa
Lineage: Eukaryota; Viridiplantae; Streptophyta; Magnoliopsida; Asterales; Asteraceae
Source: the annotation of a GenBank genome assembly
AUGUCUGGCUUUUCCCAAUUUGCUAAUACACCAUCCAGAAAGAAAAGAAAAGACUAUGCUCAAUUGGUGUCCACUACUAAUGUCACAGACGUGGUUUAUCGUCAAGGUUCUGGUGGUAAAAUCAGGGUUGCUUUUAUGAAUGUCAUGCAAGGAGUAGCCAUGAAGGUUCCCUCCGUUCAAAGUGGUACCAACUUUGGUACAACAAGCUCACCUGGUAUUUUGGGUGACGGUUCAGGCUUUAAUUUUGGGUCGUGGACACCUCAAACAUCCUGCAUGGUUGAUCCCACUGGUAUUUUUCAUCUAUAUUGGAAUAUUACUUGUGAAACCGAUGUGUUGGACUCGACAUGCAACUCUGACUUCAUAUCAAAUGUCUUUCCACAAGUAACUUUGUCCCAAAUGGAUAAGAUGAGCACCGACAAAAUCAGCAGGAGACGUCAUGCCCACAUGGUGCAAUCCGUGGCCUAUAAUGUGGGGUUUGAUAGACGACACAAAACUGAACUUGAAGAGGCUCGAGGUCUAGCAGUCGUGGCCUACACAGAAGCAUCCGAGUAUAAGACCAAAUAUGAGCUUACCAAGAAAAACCAACAAGAGGAACAUGAUCGUUUUGUUCAUCAGGUUUCCAACCUAGAACUCGAAGUAGCCAAUCUUAGUGCUAAUGAUAGUGAUUUGGUCGACUCGUCUAAUUAA